AUGGUUAGAAAACCUCUCAUGCUGACCAUUUGCUGCUUUAACGAUAACGCACACAAUCAAUCUAUCUAUCUAUCUAUCUAUCUAUCUAUCUAUCUAUCUAUCUAUCUAUCUAUCUAUCUGUAUUGUAACUCCGCUUUCGCCCCUGUCUGUUUUAUCAAUGUAAAUAAAUCUAUCUAUCUAUCUAUUUAUCUAUCUAUCUAUCUAUCUAUCUAUCUAUUUGUUGGUCUCAUCUUUUCAUAUCUAUCUAUCUAUCUAUCUAUCUAUCUAUCUAUCUAUCUAUCUAUCUAUCUAUCCUCACGGGUUGACAUGGGAACUGAAUUCCAAGUCACCAGUUGCAGAUCUCAUAAAAUGCCUCUUCUUUCUUUCUUUCUUUCUUUCUUUCUUUCUUUCUUUCUUUCUUUCUUUCUCUAUCUAUCUAUCUAUCUAUCUAUCUAUCUAUCUAUCUAUCUAUCUAUCUAUCUAUCUAUCUAUCUAUCUUUGUACUUGUAG
This is a messenger RNA of Acanthosepion pharaonis, 489 nucleotides long. The record is from the annotation of a GenBank genome assembly. NCBI's taxonomy places the organism in Eukaryota, Metazoa, Mollusca, Cephalopoda, Sepiida, Sepiidae.